Dibothriocephalus latus is the source of this 729-nucleotide messenger RNA. Lineage: Eukaryota; Metazoa; Platyhelminthes; Cestoda; Diphyllobothriidea; Diphyllobothriidae. The record is from the annotation of a GenBank genome assembly.
CCACCGGUUGGCUUUCACCCGUCCGAGCGGCACAGAGAGAGUUGGCCAGAGUGGCAGGCACCUCACCGCAGUCAGCACCCGCUUCUACAUCGACCAGCCUCUGAACCCGCGGCCAUUCUUGGAGACACCGAUCUCUUCAGUUCUCAGCAGAAACAGAGUGCCAACUACACCGAGGCAGGGCUGUUGCAGAACGUCACUGGCUCCUUAAAUGCGACGACAAACGGAACUGCAGCCGGCAACAAAAUGUACAGUAACAGCAGUGACGCUGGGCUUAUGGUGGGCGCUAGCGAUAAGAGAAAAGCGCUGAGAAAGCAGGUGAAACAGCUGACGGAGAUUAUCAACCAGUUGCAAGAAAUCGUGCCCCAAGUGGAGGAAUAUGCCAGAGAAGAGGAGAAAGAAGAGCAAGUGAAGGCGAAGGAAGAGUCUACGGGAGGAGAGGUUAGCAAGCUCAUCUCUGCAUCCAGCAUUCAGGCGGAAACCUCGCCCGAUGGGGUUGUCCUGCUGUCCCCUCUGGGUGCGGUUGCGGGGACUGACCAUGGCGAGAGUGAUCAUGAGCGCCUACUGAUGAAGUUGCAGCACUGUGAAGCCUACUCGGCAAAGCUGCUGAAAGCCCUGGAAGAGAAGAAGAUGCUGGACAGCCUCGGUGGUGUGUCAAAUUCAGGCUCCUCCUCUUCCUCCCCCAAGGACUACCUGCUUUCUCUCCUCACUGCCAUGAAACCUCUCUUGUGA